Leptosia nina is the source of this 6540-nucleotide messenger RNA. The record is from the annotation of a GenBank genome assembly. Lineage: Eukaryota; Metazoa; Arthropoda; Insecta; Lepidoptera; Pieridae.
AUGAUUGAACUACCCCGAAUAACAAGAGCUUUAAGAGCUCACACCCAACUAGAUAAGCCAAGAUGUUUAAAACCUACUGGAACCUAUCAAACAGUGUUCACUUUUACCAAUAACAUACAAAAAUUUAAAUCAUAUUUGGAUAUUUAUAACUACAUAAAGGAAAAUGAAUUAAACCCAGAAGAAAUCUUAUCGCUACUAAAAAAGCUAAAGGAAGCUUGUAAACAGUUGACGGGUGAUGAAAGUGAUAAUGUAGUGGAAGAUGCAGCGGUCCUCACACUAAGAAUGUUCCUGGACCAAGAUAUUGUGAUGUUAAAGCAUUUGUCUCAGCUCCGUCAGACAUUUGGCAAUGUUCAGUCGUCAACUGCCAAUAAGAUUUGUGAGAUAGUUACAGAAAUAUCUAGCUAUAUCAAUGAAGAAACACAAGAGUUUAUAAAAAAAGAAAUGGCUGAGACAAAGCAGUAUCAAAAAAUGUGGGGUGAAAACAUACAAUGUUUAUGCAUUCCAUAUAAGCCGGUAAAGAAGAAACUAGCAAAAUUAACUAGUAAACCAGCGACAGAUAGUUCAUUUGUGAAUGAUUUUACUAUGAAAUAUAGUGCUACUAGCAGUAAGAGUAAUAAUAUUACAAGUAGUAAGCCUCGGCAAGAGCCAAAGUUUGGUAAAACCUGGUUAGAAACGAAAGUAAGAGAACUGUAUGAGAAUUCUAGUGGUAUGUCGAGCGCCGAUGCUUUACAAUCAAUCAUUACAUUCUUGAAUUCUCCACGAUCCAAUGAUGAGAUGCAAAAUGAUCUCUUUGAACUCUUGGGGUUUGAUAAGUUUGAGUUCAUACAGGAAAUACUGGAACACCGUCAGGAUAUAACAGAUAGUUUGAAAUCACCACCAGCUCAACCUAGUAUUGCAGAAAUGGCUGCCCUGCUUCCUGAGAAUAAAAUGCCCCAAUACUUGUGCCAAGUGUCAGUCAGAUCAGAGCAGGAGAAACUCCUUGCAAAAUUGGUGAGAAAGGGCGAAAAGAAAACUAAGAGUAAUAAAAAGGUUGAUGAUGAUGAUGAAGAACAAGAAAUAAAUGUUGCUCAACUGAGAGCUAAACGAUUAGCUGAAUUAACAAAACCAGUGGUGCCAUUCUCCAGCUCUAAAAGCAAUGUGGACCCCGUUCUGCAAAAGAUAUCCUACUUCCAAACAAAAGUUCAAUAUCCAAAUGUCUAUGAUUCUUCCAUUAAUGCAAAAAAUUCUGCAGGUUUCGUCUCUGGUAUGAAACUCUUACUACCUGAAAAUGCAGUACGCAAGGAUCUUAAAGAGUACGAAGAAGUGAUCAUACCAAAAACCGAGGCAGGUCCCUUGGAAAUUGGCAGUAAAAGAGUACCCAUAUCCGCUAUGGACGAAGUAGGUCAAAUGGCGUUCGAAAAUAUAAAGGAAUUGAAUAGAAUACAGUCUGUAGUGUUUAAUACAGCGUAUAAUACAAACGAAAAUCUCCUUAUCUGUGCACCAACUGGGGCGGGAAAAACUAAUAUCGCAUUGCUCACUGUUGUACACCAAAUUAAACAAUACAUUGAGAAUAAUGUUAUUAUGAAGAAUAAGUUUAAGAUAAUCUACAUAGCACCAAUGAAAGCCUUAGCGUCAGAAAUGACAGCCAGCUUCGGCAAACGUUUACUCGGGCUUGGUAUAAGCGUCCGUGAAUUAACUGGAGAUAUGAAGCUAACGAAGACCGAAGUACAGCAGACGCAAAUGAUCGUUACGACUCCAGAGAAAUGGGACGUUGUUACUAGGAAGGGAGCGUCUGAUACCGAACUAGCGUCCAUAGUAAAGCUGUUAAUCAUAGACGAAGUGCAUCUACUGCAUGGAGAUCGGGGGCCUAUAGUGGAAGCGAUCGUUGCGCGUACGCUGCGACAAGUCGAGUCCUCUCAGAACAUGAUACGGAUUGUGGGCCUGUCAGCCACACUGCCCAAUUAUUUGGAUGUUGCCAGGUUCUUACGUGUAAACCCGAAUAUCGGUCUAUUCUAUUUCGACUCCCGUUUCCGUCCCGUGCCAUUGGAACAGCAGUUUAUUGGUGUCAAAGAAAUUGGUAGUGGCGGUGGGGCACACUUGCGUCAGAUGCAACAAAUGAACGAAAUAUGCUACGACAAAGCGGUGGAUAUGGUACAAAAAGGACAUCAAGUGAUGGUGUUCGUUCACGCCAGAAACGCGACUCACCAGACCGCCAUGAUCCUGAAAGAAUUAGCACAAAAGAAAGGCCACUUGAAACACUUUGAACCGGAAGAUUCUGGGGGUUUUCUGAAAGCAAAAAAAUCUAUCGGCAGUAGUCCAAACAAGCAAUUAGCGGAAUUGUUCGCAUCUGGUUUUGCCUGUCACCAUGCUGGAAUGUUAAGAAGUGACAGAAACAUGGUUGAGAAAUACUUUUCUGAAGGCUACAUCAAAGUAUUGGUUUGCACAUCAACUUUGGCUUGGGGUGUAAAUUUACCUGCUCACGCUGUUAUUAUAAGGGGUACAGAAAUCUACGACCAAAGCCACGGUACAUUUGUCGAUCUGAGUAUACUAGAUGUGCUCCAGAUUUUCGGGCGCGCUGGUCGUCCACAGUUUGACAGUUCUGGUACCGGGAUCAUUAUCACGACGCACGAUAAACUAUCGCAUUAUCUUAAAUCCAUGACCAAUCAGUUUCCUAUUGAGAGUAACUUUAUUAAUUUACUCGCGGAUAAUUUGAACGCAGAGGUUGCACUCGGCACAGUCACAAAUAUCGACGAAGCAGUAGAAUGGCUUAGCUACACAUACCUUUUUGUGCGUAUGCGCAUCAAUCCACAGGUCUAUGGUUUGACAUACAGUGACGUACAAGAAGAACCUAUGUUAGAAACAAAACGGCGCCAACUUAUAACUAGUGCGGCUAUGCAAUUAGACAAAACUCAUAUGCUAAGAUACAAUGAACGCACUGGAGACUUAAAUGUUACUGAUCUUGGAAGAACAGCUAGCCAUUACUACAUUACUUGUGAGACAAUGGAAGUAUUCAACUCUAUGGUACGCAAAUCCAUGACGCAGGGUUACGUUUUGGAAAUGUUGACAAGGUGUUCUGACUUCCAGCAAUUAAAAGUACGUAAAGAAGAGCUGACAGAAUUGUGGAAUUUGAAAGAUCAAUACUGCGAGUUGCAUAUAGAAGACCCACCGGAAGAUAUACAUUGGAAGAUCAAUAUAUUACUUCAGACCUUCCUCUCUAGAGGGCGUGUUAAUCAAUCAUCUUUGCAAUCCGAUUUGAACUAUAUUAGUCAGAAUGCAGUGCGAAUAGUACGAGCGCUUUUCGAAAUAACGCUACGCAAAAACAACGCGUAUAUGGCGGGGCUUUAUUUAAAAAUGGCAAAAAUGCUCGAACUACAACAAUGGGACUUCUACAGUGACAUGAGACAGUUCAACUGUUUCCCAAUAGAGGUGUUGAAACGAAUUGAAUAUCCAAUGCUGAAACCGGACCAGAUAAGGGACAUGGACUGGAAAGAAGUCGGUGAUCUCUUACGAAAUCCGAAGGCAGCUCGCCACUUGAAGAAGUGUGCGGACGAAUUCCCUUUACUAGAAAUGGAAGCAAGCCUUCAUCCUAUAACAAGAACAGUUCUACGGAUACGACUUACAAUUACACCUAAUUUCAGAUGGAACGAAAAAUAUCAUGGAAAGGCACCAGAAGCCUUUUGGAUAUGGGUAGAAGAUCCAGAAACAGAUAUUAUGUAUUAUCAUGAAUAUUUCCUUAUCACCAAGAAACAGGUAAUAACAAUGGAGCCUCAAGAGUUAAUAAUAACGAUACCUAUAUCCGAACCGCUGCCCCCUCAGUACUACGUGAGAGCAACAUCCGAGAGGUGGUUAGGCUCGGAGAGUGUUCUUGCUUUAACGUUCCAACAUCUUAUUCUGCCAGAGACACAUCCACCACAUACAGACCUUCUAGAACUUCAGCCACUUCCAGUGACGGCUCUUAAUGAACCAUCGUACGAAAUGCUGUACAACUUUACCCACUUCAACCCCAUACAGACGCAGAUAUUCCAUUGCCUUUAUCACACUGAUAAUAACGUACUCCUGGGAGCACCUACGGGUUCAGGAAAAACGAUUGUCGCCGAAAUAGCGAUGUUUAGAGUGUUUAAUCAAUACCCAGGAUGUAAAGUUGUUUACAUUGCUCCACUGAAAGCACUUGUCAAGGAGAGAAUAAAAGAUUGGAAGGUCAGACUUGAAGAACGACUUGGGAAAAAUGUUGUCGAAUUAACAGGUGACGUCUCCCCCGAUAUAAGAGCUAUAAGGAAGUCCCAAGUUAUAGUGACGACCCCAGAAAAAUGGGACGGUAUUAGUCGUUCCUGGCAAACUAGGAACUACGUACAGGACGUCGCCCUUAUAGUGAUAGACGAGAUACAUUUGCUCGGCGAAGAUAGAGGGCCGGUACUCGAAGUUAUUGUGUCAAGAACUAAUUUUAUAGAAUCGCACACAUCUAGGCGCUUGCGCAUAAUAGGUCUAUCGACAGCUUUAGCCAACGCUAAGGAUCUGGCAAACUGGCUUAAUAUCGGAGAGAUGGGACUUUAUAACUUUAGACCGUCAGUACGGCCCGUGCCUUUAGAGGUACACAUUUCUGGUCAUCCCGGACGUCACUACUGUCCGCGCAUGAUGACUAUGAACAAACCGACGUUCCAAGCGAUACGAACUCAUUCUCCCUGCGCACCCGCACUCGUUUUCGUCUCCAGUCGACGGCAGACGAGGUUAACAGCAUUAGACCUAAUAGCGUACCUAGCAGCAGAGGAUAACCCGAAGCAAUGGCUGCACAUGCAAGAGAUGGAAAUGGAAUUGAUUCUAUCGAACAUUCGAGACUCUAACCUCAAAUUGACUCUCGCGUUCGGCAUCGGCAUACAUCACGCUGGUCUGCACGAAAAGGACAGAACGACGGUCGAGGAGCUGUUCAUCAAUCAAAAAAUUCAGGUACUAAUAUGCACAGCAACAUUAGCUUGGGGUGUGAAUUUUCCCGCUCAUCUUGUCGUUAUCAAAGGGACAGAGUACUUUGAUGGGAAGCAGAAGAGGUAUGUUGAUAUGCCUAUCACUGAUGUACUACAGAUGAUGGGCAGAGCUGGAAGACCACAAUUUGACAACGAAGGUGUGGCAGUAGUGCUAGUCCAUGACCAAAAGAAGAAUUUCUAUAAGAAGUUCCUGUACGAACCGUUCCCGGUAGAAUCUAGCUUACUGCAAGUGCUCGCAGACCAUUUGAAUGCUGAGAUUGUAGCUGGCACAGUGCAUACGAAGCAAGAUAUUUUGGACUAUCUGACAUGGACUUACUUCUUCAGACGACUUCUGAAGAAUCCAACGUAUUACAACUUGGAGAGUUUGGAACCGCAAGAUGUUAACUACUAUUUGUCCAAUUUGGUCCAGACAUCACUGGACGCUCUAGUUAAUGCCGGUUGUGUGGAGAUUGAAGAGGACGAACGCACAAUACACAGCACUUGGAUGGGUAGAAUUGCCUCCUACUACUAUCUAUCGCACAAAACAAUGGCCCAUUUCACCCAGAACCUACGCAGCGAUCUCAACAUUGACGCGUUGCUUCGAGUGCUUUCGGAUAGUGAAGAAUACGCGACCUUACCUGUGCGACACAAUGAGGACGUUUUGAAUGGUGAACUGUCGCAAUUAUGUCGCUUACCAGUAGAUGCCCUAUCACUUGACUCUUCGCACGUGAAAGCAUUCCUACUCCUUCAAGCGCACUUGACACGAGUUCAGCUGCCCAACACAGAUUAUCUAACGGACACUAAGUCAGUGUUGGAUCAAACAAUUAGGAUAAUUCAGGCAAUGAUAGACACAUCGGCGGAAAACGGCUGGUUGUAUGUCUGUUUGUCCUGCCAGAUACUCAUGCAGUCUAUCAUCCAAGCCCGCUGGCCGGCCGACUCACCCUUAACCACCCUCCCUCAUAUAGAAUCGCAACAUCUCUAUAUGUUUACUCAAAUGGCCAAAGAUACAAAUAAACCUUGCACAAUGUUAAACGGAUUAAAAGUUGCUUGUAUCAGGAAAUAUGAGGUGCUAGCGAAAUAUUUGAGACGCGAAUUCGAGGAGAGUCACAUUGAGCAGAUCUAUAAGGUAAUAUGCGACCUGCCCACUGUAAAUAUUAAAAUCCUCGUCCGUGGACUGUGGUUUGAUUGUGAUCAUGAAGAGGAUAGACAUGUUAAGCAGCCGCCGAACAAGGAUCACUGGAUGCCGUUACACGCAGAUCAGGAGUACACAUUAGUUUUGGAAAUGCAACGGCAAGAUGGCAACAUCAAUACUGUGAUAUGUCCACGUUUCCCUCGCUCCAAGAACGAGGGCUGGUUCGUGACACUGGGUACUGUCGAGUAUGGUGAGCUACAUGCCCUGAAACGUGUCACUGCUAGAGGGAACUCCUUGGUCACUUUCUAUACACCUUCUCAAUCAGGUCGUAUUAUCUAUACAUUGUAUAUCAUGAGCGACAGUUACAUGGGGUUAGAUCAACAAUAUGAUCUUCAGUUCGAAAUCAUCGACCCUCUCCCCGCUGAAACUGUAGAAAAAGUGUAUGAUACAUCCAAUAAAGUUAUAAUUGAGUAA